This is a messenger RNA of Dentiscutata erythropus, 1161 nucleotides long. The record is from the annotation of a GenBank genome assembly. NCBI's taxonomy places the organism in Eukaryota, Fungi, Glomeromycota, Glomeromycetes, Diversisporales, Gigasporaceae.
AUGUCCAACAAGCCACCAAAAAAAGCCAUAAAGGCUUAUGAAGCAAAAGUCCAUAUGCAUAGUGCCGAUAAUUUAGAAGCAGAAAACUCUGAUGAUAUUGGCAAUCUUUCCGUUUGUAACAAUGCGAUUGAAAAUAAUAAUGCUGCAAGCAUUAUGAAAAGAUUUCAAGCAGCGGCUCAACAAUAUGAUCAUAACAGUGAUAACACUGAUGAUAAUGAUGAUAAUUUUUCUGCUUAUAAUGAGCCAAUUGAAAAUGAUAAUGCUGAAAACAUUGAAACUCGGUCCGUACUAAAAGAAGAAAAAAGACAGCAACAACAUGAGGCAGCAAAAGGAACCCCUCCACUACAUACCUUUUGGAAUCAAGAAAAAUUACAGGCUAGUGGAGAAGAAUUGUAUGAUGAACAGUCAGAGAAUGAAGAUCAGUUGGAGAAAGUCAAUGAGGAACAAUCAGAGAAUGAAGAUCAGUUGGAGGAAGUCAAUGAGGAUGAGGAAGAUUUUGGGGGAUUGUCAGAGGACGAGAUUGAAGCUUGUAAUUUACUUAAAAAAAUUCCAGCCGCUCUUGAAAAUCUAGCAUUAGAUAUCGAAAAAGAAAACGUAAAUAGUGAGGUUUGGAUUCGUCUUAAUAGCAUUCGUUUUUAUCUUCAGCUUGUUAAAAAUAAUCAUCAAAAAAUGGAAGCAAGUAAAAUCAUUGCAGAUGCAGCAGGAAAAGAGGUGUAUCAUGCUAGGUGCAUUCGUUCUUGGGCGCAUGAAUACGUUAUGGCACAUCAGAUUCCUUAUUCUUGCCGUGGGCAUCACACUAAAACAUGGAGCUUUCUUUGGGAUGAAGAUAUUCUUCUUCAAAUAAAAUCAUAUGUUCAAGAAAAUAAGUGGAAUAUUACACCAUAUAUGAUCAUGUCGCAAAUAAAUGAGGUUCUUUUACCAGGGCUUGGAUUUGCACCACCUCCAACAAUUUCUCUCAAUACUGCUAAAAAUUAUUUAAAGGAGCUUGGGUACGUCUAUGAAAGAGUAAAAAAAGGUGUUUAUAUAGAUGGACAUGAGAGAGAAGAUGUAGUAGCUUAUCGGGAGAUAUUUUUGCAGCGAAUAAGUGAACUUGAGUAUAGAAUGUCUAUAUUUUCAGGAGAUAACAUGGAAGUGGGGACUUGGCCAGACAGCAAUACAUAG